CCCGAGAGAGCCGCGUCGUGGAAUUUCAGGACAUUUCGCCGCCUCCUUUCGCCGAUGUCGCUGCUGCUGCUCGGCAUGUCUUACAAGCCAAACUUGACCGCGCACAUCGCGGCGGCGGCGGCGGCGGCUCCCAUCAGCCAAGCUGGGAGCGUCCACUCUCCUUCCACAAGCAUGGCAGGCUCAGGGCAAUACAGACAGCUUAUAAAUGACUACGGACCCCCCUCUCUAGGCUACACACAAGGAGUGCAGGGAACGAGUAGCAGUCAAGUACCACAGAGCAAGUAUGCAGAACUUUUGGCCAUCAUAGAAGAAUUAGGAAAAGAAAUCAGGCCUACAUAUGCUGGAAGUAAAAGUGCCAUGGAAAGGCUAAAACGAGGCAUCAUUCACGCCAGAGGACUAGUUCGAGAGUGUUUGGCAGAGACUGAGCGCAAUGCAAGAUCCUAGCAUCUCUUCCCACGGCUGCAAGAUUUUUCCACUUCUUAUGAAAAAGGGACACCAGUUCCUUUGGAGACUACAGAAGGCAUUCAGAGAGAUCCCUUAGUUUGACUCUACCACUCCCCCCCCCCCCGCCAUUCCCAAGAAUGUGGGCCACAAUCCAAAGUAGCACUUGGGAGGCACCCAAGGGCUUGUGUGCCCAGUGGAAAGUUUGAAUCCCCCCAACAAAUACAUCCA
Messenger RNA from Lacerta agilis (Sand lizard), 672 nucleotides. RefSeq names its product cyclin dependent kinase 2 associated protein 1 (gene CDK2AP1). Lineage: Eukaryota; Metazoa; Chordata; Lepidosauria; Squamata; Lacertidae. The record is from RefSeq and is a predicted model, not a curated record. Gene Ontology annotation, cellular component: nucleus; cytoplasm. The coding region runs from base 55 to 444 and encodes 129 amino acids. The transcript has 4 exons.